Messenger RNA from Psammomys obesus (fat sand rat), 1448 nucleotides. It is a transcript of the gene Ttc1, whose product is annotated as tetratricopeptide repeat domain 1. The record is from RefSeq and is a predicted model, not a curated record. Lineage: Eukaryota; Metazoa; Chordata; Mammalia; Rodentia; Muridae. The coding region runs from base 101 to 970 and encodes 289 amino acids. Gene Ontology annotation, molecular function: protein binding. The transcript is spliced from 8 exons.
GGAGGCCGGAGCGGUAGAGAGCGGAGCUGUGAGGUUGCGGAGAGCGCCGUGGGUUUCGCGGCGUGGGACAUUUAGCCUUGCUUCCUUCCCUGAACUCAGCAUGGAGGAGAAGUCAGAAAACUAUAAGGUUCCAGAAGAUCUGUUCAAUGGUUUGAAAGUUACAGACUCUCAGGGAGCAGUGUCUGCUAGCCCCCAGGUUCCUGAUCCCAAGGAUCAGAGCAAGCCACUAAAGGAUGCUGAAACGCAUCCCCAGGAGGACCAUGGGGAAGAGGAGUGUUUUCAUGACUGUAGCGCCUCAUUUGAGGAGGAGCAAUCAGGGGCGCACAUGUUGGGGAACAAAGCCAGUGAUGACUCAAGUUCUGAACUGGAUGAAGAAUACCUAAUUGAACUGGAAAAAAACAUGCCAGAAGAAGAGAAACAGAAAAGAAGAGAAGAGAGCGCUAAACUAAAGGAGGAGGGGAAUGAACAGUUUAAGAGAGGAGAUUACGUAGAAGCUGAGAGUUCUUACAGUCAAGCCCUUCAGAUGUGCCCAUCCUGUUUCCAGAAAGAUCGAUCUGUUCUGUUUUCAAAUAGAGCUGCUGCAAGAAUGAAACAGGACAAGAAGGAGAUGGCCAUCAGUGACUGCAGCAAAGCAAUUCAGUUAAACCCUGGCUAUAUCCGUGCAAUACUGAGGAGAGCAGAGUUGUAUGAGAAAACGGACAAACUAGAUGAAGCACUGGAAGAUUAUAAAUCGGUAUUAGAAAAAGAUCCAUCAGUCCAUCAAGCAAGAGAAGCUUGUAUGAGAUUACCUAGGCAAAUUGAAGAACGUAAUGAAAAAUUAAAAAAAGAGAUGUUAGGUAAACUAAAAGAUCUCGGCAACUUGGUUCUGCGACCUUUUGGGCUCUCCACAGAAAAUUUCCAGAUCAAGCAGGAUUCUUCUACAGGCUCCUACUCCAUCAAUUUUGUUCAAAAUCCAAAUAAUAAUAGAUAACAGAAAUAACAGUAGUCUUAAAGGCUGACUGGGAGGCCAUGUACUGUUCUCAAGGAGCAAGGCCCUGCAGGUGUUUGAUAGUUAAAGGUAUCUUAUCUAGGAAAGGCUGUGUAGUAGAGCCCCAGCCGCCUUCUUGCUCUUGUUUUAUGAUCAGGGUGGAAUGUGCCUCCUGAUGUAAUCAGCCUCAUUAAUUUCCAUUUUAAGGUGGUGUCUGUGCAGCUGUUGUCCCUGGUUCUGGCUGUUUUUUGUCUGGCAGGGAAACCUGCUUGUCAAGGCUGAACUCUUAGAGCCACACAAAUGUGCUAUCCACCAAAAGCCUUCCCCCUAACCAUGCAAGCCUAUCAGUUGGGUGAUGACCAUACGUGCUGGACAGGGUCCCCUCCUGCUGCCCCUCCCUGCUCAUACUCAUUCAGAGGCUUGCAGUACAGGGACUUCAGCGUUCUUGAGUUCCUCCAUGUUAAUAAAAGCUUUCUGUGAC